AUGCCUUACAAUACCCGCCGGAAGUCCCUGUCGCUACCGUCGCUAGGCAUCCACCUGCCAAAUGCCUCGCGUUCGAACCGGUCGCCGUCGGCAUCCAAGGCGUCUAGUGCGACUGACGAGCCGUUUCCGCCGUCCAAGAAGGUAAAGAGGUCGCAUGACCCGGAAUCACAGUCGCCAGACACGAAUACAGCUUCUCUCCCAGCUGCCGCUCAGGGAAAGGGACCUGCGGAUGGGAAUCCGUCAAAGGGCGCGCGAGGUGCCUACGAGCACACGCCGCCGCCCUCCCCCGCCGACGGAGGCAUCCCCAAAGUCGAUACUGAGGGAAUCAACGACGACGUCGUCGUCGCCGCCAUCCAGCAGUUGGAGAAGACUGGGAACCGACCGCAUCUGGUUCGAGAACUGGCUGCCGUGCUAACCACGGUCAACGAGACCGUCGCAAAUUCCGCCAAUCCUGCCGCCUUGCUCUCCUCUCGGCUAAGCGCCUACAUGAAGCGCCCGUGGACCGCGCUCUCUCCUUGCCCGAUCGCCAAGGAGUUAAUACCGGUCCAUCCUCGCAAGGUGUUCUACUACCUCACGACCUGCCCCGCCCAGCCUCUGCCGGAGAACCUGGACGAUUCUGUCAUCGUGGACGGGAAGCGAAUGACGCCCAGUCUGUCCAGCGCGAGCGUCGAUCAGGAUGAGGAGGACGCUCUGGCUAGGGAGCGCGCGCGUCUCAGUCCCAGUCCCGAGGUGGACCUGUCGUCCCCCGAGUUUGAGGAGGAUCAAGCAGACAUGAACGGCCAGGCCCCUGGCGACCCAGGCGCGCCUGGUGGCGGUUUCUCCGAUCCCCGCCAUCAUCGCCUCGUGCACAAUCACCGGGCUGCUUCUCCGCCCCUGGAGGGUGACGAGAGGGAGUUCACCCAGACCGCCAGCUCUGUUCGCGAACGCGCGUCGGAAGAAAAGGCCAGCCGGCAAGGGACGGCCAGCGUCGCGAGCUUCGACGGCGGCAAUGAGUCCAAAGGGCCGACGGAAGGCUUCCCGGGGUCGCCAAUGGACGAGGACCCCCUCUCGUCCAUGGCAGAGAACCAACUACACGGGGAUCAAUAUGGCGAUUACUUCUCGCAUGGAGGCUCCCACGAUCGGGAGCAGGAUCUGGACGAGGCGGCCGCUGCGGCGCUCUUUGGCACGUCGCCAUCGCCGUCGCUGUCUUCGGUAUCAUCGUCGCUCUCGUCUGGCACGAGUGCUACGUCGGCUGCUGGCUCAACCGCCGAAGGCUGCGACGAGGCAACGAACGGCCUUCACUCGUUGAAACAGAGUAUUGCUGACAGCGUCCGUGGUGCGACUCCCGCGUCUGUAGUGGACGACUUGCCCGCGGCCGCCGCUCCGGUGUCGGCUCUCAAGCGCACCAUCGAUAUGGUCGAGACUGGUUUCUCAUCCAAAGUCGACAUGCCGCAGAAGCAGCUGAGGGCGACGACGUUUGAUUUCGACAUGAUCGUUGAUUCGUGGAGUGAUCUGCGCAGCCCAGAGACCGUAGAGGUCGACGAGCUGGACGAGAUGUUCGGGGACAUCUGA
Molecule: messenger RNA, 1551 nt
Organism: Rasamsonia emersonii CBS 393.64
Lineage: Eukaryota; Fungi; Ascomycota; Eurotiomycetes; Eurotiales; Trichocomaceae
Exons: 2
Coding region: 1-1551 (516 amino acids)
Source: RefSeq, a predicted model, not a curated record